AUGCCUGCUGAAAACGACGGGAACUUCAGGGCUCUUUUGCGUUUAGCAAUAGAUAGUGGCGACGAAAAUUUAAAAAAACAUGUUCAAACUGCAGCACUAAUACAAAAAAAAAUUAUUAACCGUAUUAAUAAAUCUCAAUGCUUUGCAAUAAUUGCUGAUGAAACCACGGAUGUUAGUGGCAUUGAGCAAUUUUCAAUUUGUAUACGGUAUGUUGAUCGUUUUGAGAAUGAGGAAAAACUGAGAGAGGACUUUUUAUGUUUUGUUCCUGUUGAGGAUACAACUGGCAGCGGUCUUGCGAAUGUGCUAAUUGAUAAAUUAAAAGAACUUAAACUUAGUUUUGCACACAUAAGGGGUCAAGGUUAUGACGGAGCGCGGUCGAUGAGUGGACAUGUCAAAGGUUGUGCUAGUGUCAUCCAAAAUUUAUAUCCAGCGGCUCUUUAUGUGCACUGUGCUAAUCACAGCUUAAAUUUUGCCAUCGCAACGACUUGCAAAAUACCUGCUAUAAGAAAUUGUAUUGGUUCCAUGAAAGAGACCGUAAAUCUUUUUCGGAUGUCAACUAAAGCAGGCACACUGCUCAAAAAUCUUAUUCUUGAAUCCUUUCCAAACUCAAAGCAAGUGCGAAACACGUUGGGUGGAGCAUUAAGAAUCUCUUUCUUUAUUUAACGAUUUAUUCCCAUUGAUCUGUACUGCGUUGGAAGAGCUUGAUACUGAAAAUAUAAGAAG
Messenger RNA from Bactrocera neohumeralis, 723 nucleotides. Its product is annotated as 52 kDa repressor of the inhibitor of the protein kinase-like. NCBI's taxonomy places the organism in Eukaryota, Metazoa, Arthropoda, Insecta, Diptera, Tephritidae. The record is from RefSeq and is a predicted model, not a curated record. Bases 1 to 663 code for a protein of 220 amino acids. The transcript has 3 exons.